UAUAUUCAGCAUUUUAAACGUGAGAACAGUAACCUACCUCAUCUCUUUGAUCACAUUUGUUGUUGUAUUGAUGUAGUUUUUAUGGUCUAAAACAUAUUAGAGGGAUGGAUAAAGUCAUAAACUGUUUCAACAAGUACCCUGAUGCUGCUGUCCGUCUCAUCUGUUUCCCCUGGGCUGGUGGAGGCUCUAUCCACUAUGCACGCUGGGGCAAAACUCUGAACAGCUCUGUUGAAGUGUAUUCAGUUAGACUACCAGGCAGAGAAGGGAGAGCCAGGGAACCCCCCUUCCAGAAUAUGCAGGAAGUCCUUGAUGAGGUCAUUAGUGCGCUACUUCCACAACUCAAAGAAAAGCCAUUUGCCCUCUUUGGACAUAGUUUUGGAGCUAUGACCUGUUUUGCAUUUGCUGAGCAUGUGAAGAGAGUCUACAAUCUUGAACCGAUCCACAUGUUUCUCUCUGGAGCCUCUGCACCCUACUCUGAAGUGAGAUUGCAGGCGCCAAAAAGAAGUCACCUGUCAGAUCAGGAGUUUCUUACAUGGGUCAUUUCUAUUGGGGGCACGCCUCCAGAAAUACUGGCCAAUGUUGAGCUUAUGAAGCUAUUCUUGCCUGCGCUGAAAGCAGACCUCUCUAUUGCAGAGAACUACAGGUGCAGCAGACCAUCAACACCCUUCUUAUCAUGUCCAGUCUCGUGCUUUGAUGGAAAAGAGGACACACCCCAUGACUUACAAGCUUGGAAGAACAUGACCAGUGGUGACUUCACUGUGCAGAUACUCCCUGGAUCUCAUUUUUACUUGAAGGAAGCAGCAAAUGAAAAAAUUAUACUGGACUUUAUCACAAAACAUCUUGAGACUGCAGAGAUGGACUAUCUGUAGAAACUCAGUCUUUCAUUACAUUAAACCUCAUUUAGACAUCUAUGGCAUAUUCAUAGAAGAAACACUGUUUCAUGUAGCUAUUCUGUAACCGGGGUAAAAUCAGGAUAUGCACCGAGUAAACCAAGAAAAGUAAUUAUUCCAUUAAUUAUUUCAUGCAGCUGUGGAAAGAAAAUAUCAACAGAAACAGAAAAUUAACCAACUAAUAGCAAAAGAUGAAGUAAUCAUUCCUUUAAUCAAGCUCUGUAAUAUUGACUAAUCAAGUCAAAUGUUUUUUAUAGAUUAACCUAGUGUAGAAAUAAGUAUUUGGGAGGCAUAAAUUAAAGCUG
Xyrauchen texanus (razorback sucker) is the source of this 1195-nucleotide messenger RNA. It is a transcript of the gene olah, whose product is annotated as oleoyl-ACP hydrolase. The record is from RefSeq and is a predicted model, not a curated record. NCBI's taxonomy places the organism in Eukaryota, Metazoa, Chordata, Actinopteri, Cypriniformes, Catostomidae. The transcript has 7 exons. Gene Ontology annotation, biological process: lipid biosynthetic process. Bases 105 to 869 code for a protein of 254 amino acids.